GCGGCUGCUAGCGGCGCGGCUGUGCCGAGCAACGCUGAGCCCCGUCCGGCGGGCGGGCAGCUGUCAGCGCCGCUGGGCGGCCGCGGGGGGCGGGCUCGGCCCCUCGAUCAGGUGACGGGCGGCUCGCCGGGAGCGGCGCGGCUGAGCGGGCCGGCGUUCCGCUCCUCUCACCUCGCUUCCCCUCUCCUCGCCUCCGCGCAAUGCUGGGCGGCUCCGCGGCGGCGGGGAUGCUGCCGCGGCCGCCGCCGCUCGCCGCCCGCUGAGCCGCUGCGAGAGGCGCGGUGGGGCCCCGCCGGGCGGGGCGGCGGCAGCAGCAUGGCCCCCACCCUGCUCCAGAAGCUCUUCAACAAAAGAGGCGGCGGCGCGGCGGCCCCCCAUGGCCGGGCUCCGGGGGAGGGGCCCGCCUUCAGCUGGUCCACUUCAGAGUUUGACUUGAAUGAAAUCCGCCUGAUAGUUUACCAAGACUGUGAGAGGAGAGGCAGACAGGUUUUAUUUGAUUCCAAAGCAGUCCGCAAAAUUGAUGAAGCUGUCGUUCAGAAAAUGGUAGAGGAUGCUUCUGUAAAGACUUCUGCCAAGAACUGCCAAGCAAGCAAUGGGAACAACAAUAUUUCUUCCCACAGUCCCUCUAUGAACUGUAUGCAAAGUAUCAAAGAACAGAUACCGAAGUAUCAGUACACCAGACCAGCCUCUGAUGUCAACAUGCUGGGAGAAAUGAUGUUUGGGUCAGUGGCAAUGAGUUACAAAGGCUCCACCUUGAAAAUUCACUACAUACGCUCUCCCCCACAGCUGAUGAUAAGUAAAGUCUUCUCAGCCAGGGUAGGAAGCUUCAGUGGAAGCAACAAUAACUUACAAGAUAGCUUUGAAUACAUCAACCAAGAUCCUGGCCUGGGAAAGCUGAGCUCGAAUCAGAAUGGCUUGGGAACCUGUCGCAGUGGAAGUAACUUAGGUGUGUUACAACUGUGUAGCAGCAAACUGCUGCAGGGUGUGUCUGAAGGAGGUCCCCUCCGGCUCAUACGCAGUGCUUCUUUCUUUGCAGCACACAGCACGCCUGUUGAUAUGCCUAGCAGAGGACAAAAUGAGGACAGAGACAGUGGCAUUGCUCGGUCAGCAUCUCUGAGCAGUCUUCUGGUCACUCCUUUUCCAUCUCCAAGCUCUUCAUCAUCAUCUUCUAGCAGCUACCAACGUCGCUGGCUCCGCAGUCAGACAACCAGUUUAGAGAAUGGAAUUAUUCCAAGGUGGUCCACUGAAGAAAUGUUUAGUAUGGCUGAUGAAACCUGCAGCUCCAAUCCUGCAAUAGUUCGGAGGAAGAAAAUUGCAAUCAGUAUAAUCUUUUCUCUGCCUGAAAAAGAAGAAGCACAGAGAAAUUUCCAGGAUUUCUUUUUCUCUCACUUCCCUCUUUUUGAAUCUCACAUGAACAAGCUGAAAUAUGCCAUAGAAAAGGCCAUGAUCUCAUGUAGAAAAAUAGCAGAAUCCAGCCAAAGGGUGCAGGUUUAUAUCAGCCGUGUCAUGGAUGCCCUGGGAGAAUUCAGAGUUACCAUCUGGAACCUAUAUUCUGUUCCAAGGAUUGCAGAGCCUGUGUGGCUUAAUAUGAUGUCCAGCACCCUGGAAAAGAAUCAUCUAUGCCAGCGUUUUCUUAAAGAAUUUACUUUUCUGAUAGAACAGAUCAACAAAAAUCAGUUCUUUGCUGCUCUGUUAACUGCUGUGCUGACGUACCAUCUGGCUUGGGUCCCAACAGUAAUGCCGGUUGACCAUCCUCCCAUAAAGGCCUUCUCUGAGAAGCGCACAUCACAGUCUGUGAACAUGCUGGCAAAAUCCCAUCCAUAUAACCCUCUCUGGGCACAGCUUGGUGAUCUCUAUGGUGCCAUAGGCUCUCCAGUGAGAUUGACUCGAACUGUUAUUGUUGGAAAACGCAAGGAGUUGGUGCAGCGCUUGCUCUAUGUUCUAACUUACUUCAUUCGGUGCUCUGAGCUGCAGGAAAAUCAUCUGACAUGGAGUGAGAAGGCUGGGGUAGGAGAGCAAGUGCUAAAUGGAAGUAAGAUCACAACUGCCCUAGAAAAGGGAGAGGUAGAGGAGUCUGAUUAUGUCGUUGUCACUGUUAAAAAUGAACCUGCUCUUGUGCCUCCAAUCCUACCUCCAAAGAAUGAUGGAAGUAAGAACAAUAGUAUUGCAGAGUGGGCACAUGACCCAGAAGGCACUCAUGCUGUCCCAGCCUCUUCAAAAGAAAAGAAAGAAGCAAUAGGAAAGGCCAGUCAGAGCUCCGAAGCAUCUGUUGACUGUCUAACUAGCAAUUUUCGUAAGGGAACAGCUGAUGGUAGGAAAAGAAUUGUCACUGAUACAGGAGUUGUAUCCUACCACUUUGAAGAGCCAUCUAAACUGGAGGAUUUAACAGAUACAAAGAAGAACAAGAACCAGAAUGAGAGAAAAGUGGAAAACCAGUUGCCUGGUAGGUCAUCUGCAUUACCUUGUCCUGAAAGGUCUGGCCACAGGAGUUCACACUUGGAAAAGGUCACUUUUCAGAUUGGAAGUUCUGCAUCACCGGAGUCAGACUUAGAAACUCAUAAAAGAGAAAUGGAAGAAAAUCUGAAAGCAUUCAGAAAAAGUCCAGAGGUGAUACAUUGUGCCUCAAGUUCCACACAUCUGCCUGUGGAUGCUUCCCAGAAUCAAAAAGAAAGUUGUGGAGCUGCCUUUAUACCCUUCAGUAAACAUGAUGUUUGUUAUGCACAAACCUCACCUUGUGAGGGGAAGGAGAAUAUACUUAACCAACAUACAGAAAGUAAAGAAGCUGAAAUGAAUUUAGUGAACACAAUAUCUAGUGAACCGGUUUUGCCCACAGAUAAUGUAGAAACUGUAAAAUUGCCAAGCCUGAAAGAAACUAGAACUUUAUGCUCUGGCAACCUGGAGAACUAUUCCCCUAGCUGUGUAGAAGUAGGUCGUGCUGUCAAACAGGAUUCCCCUAAAGUAGGUGCUAAAGAUGUCCCCUAUGGGGAUGCUGGAAGGAAAAGCUCCUUCAGAGCUGAAGGGGACAUUCCAAGGAACGAGAGUUCAGACAGUGCUCUUGGAGCCAGUGAUGAAGAAGGUGAUUGUUGUAUCCCUGAUGAAGCACAUGAUGAUAAUGUCAGCAAAAGACUUGAAGAGUUUGCAGAAGUGGAACUUCCUUUACCAAGGUCAAAUACAAUCAGCAGUCAGUGUGUGAAAAAUUUUGGAAGAUCACUUCUAGGUGGUUACUGUCAUACAUAUGUACCUGAUCUAGUGCUGCAUGGAAUAAAUAAUGAUGAAAAACUCAAGCAGUGUCUACUAGCAGACCUACUUCAUGCAAUGCAUCAUCCAGUGCUAGAUGAGCCCAUAGCAGAAGCUGUCUGCAUUAUUGCAGACACAGAUAAAUGGAACGUACAAGUAGCUACAAGCCAGAGAAAGAUGAUGGACAAUAUGAAGUUAGGCAAGGAUGUUUUGGUUUCAAGUCAAGUAUCCAGUUUAUUGCAGUCUAUUUUACAGCUUUACAAACUCAACGUCCCAGCUGACUUUUGCAUAAUGCAUCUUGAGGAUAGACUACAAGAGAUGUAUCUCAAAAGCAAAAUGCUUUCAGAAUAUCUGCGAGGACAUACAAGAGUGCAUGUAAAAGAACUAGGAAUGGUAUUGGGGAUUGAAUCCAAUGACUUGCCUUUGUUGGCUGCUAUAGCAAGUACUCAUUCCCCGUAUGUUGCUCAAAUACUCUUAUAAAUUAAAAUCUCAGGAUAGUCAUUCCCUUAAAGUAAAACAAAUAAAAUGGGAAUGUUGAAUGAAGAACAGAGGUGCCAAACACUGGUAAAGGGGAACACUGAGGAAAGCAGGUGAUGCCUGUACCAUCUACACCUUCUGAUUCUGAUUUCAACCGGAUGUUUUAUCGAAGGACUUCAGUUUACAUGACGUAAAAGGCAUUCAGGUUUUUCUUACAAUCUCACUUCUGACUUAAAGCAAGGAAGUGGCUGCAUCCUUGCAUUUUAUUUUUAUUCAAAGGACAGAAGUUAACACUAUGUGGCAGACCAGGAGCUGCCGUCUAAAACGCUGCUCAAAACCAUGAAGUAACAGUUAAAAGAACAAGUGGGUUAGAAUGGAUUUUGCAAUACUACGCUUGUGAGUGUGGUGUGGUGUAUGUUUCUUUGCUGGGGAGGAGGAGGAGCUGUAAACUAUGUAUAUAGCAUUCCUAUACACAAGUGUAUUAGAUGGGACAUUAUUUUCUAGCAGAGCAUACACAUGAUUUUGUAUAGUAGACAUGAUGGGCUCAGAACAAGGAACCUGGAUUCAGCAGCCAAAUGCAAUGUGAGAAUGGAUGUAUGCAUGAGGUCAUGUGACUUUUCUCUUGAAGGAGAAGAGGUUAAGAAAGCUGUGGCUGCUUCUGUUUCAAUGAGGAGGCAUUCAGAUGAGCCCAUGGCUAGAAGUGGAAUGGAAUGGACUUCCAGGAUAGGGAUUUUGUGGGAAAGCCUUAUGGAAUUUCUGCUACAAGUUUACAUUUGUUGCUGAUGCAACUUCAAUAACUCUUUUGAGUUUCUGUAUGACUGUAGUCCUGGGAACUAAACCUGUGUCUUGGUGUCAUUGAGUAUUACUAUUUCCGAGGAGUAUGAAUUUGACAAACUUUUGUAUACCAGUGCUGUUAGUGCAUGUCUGUGCGCAUGCACUACACCAAGCAAUGGGCACAAACUGAAGACAAUCUUAUUGGGGAAAUAGAAGACAACAAUCAGCCCCUCACCAAACCUUUAGUCACAAGUAUAACUUUUUUCCAGCUACUAGUUGUCUCUAAGUAGGAAUAAGAGGAGCAUUGUCUGAAGUAAAAUGAAAUGUAGGGGGCAAACCCCAGUAUUUGAUAUUACUAUGAAUGUUUGCAAUUACCCUCUUUGAUUCUACAGAAAUCUUGAACUAUCAUCCGGGUGCCUUUCCUUAAUAGGUUAACUACUCUGAGACCAGAAACUACUUCUCCACUAGUUGAUACUGGCCUUCUGUGUUUCUAGAAAGCAAAAUAAACUUUUGUAUUUCACUGUUUUCAUCUGGUUGAUAACAUAAAUGUAAAAAUUUGACUUUUUUUGUGUAAAGUACUGUUAAGCUGGAUAUGAAACUAUGGACCAGAGUAAGGAGAGAGAACAAAAGGAUCAAAACAGACAUUCUUAAAGAAAUGGAAAACUCAAUGUUGGACCGUUCUGUUGUGAGCCAGCAUGAAUGAGGUGUCUGAAAUGGUGAGCUUGCAAGCAAAUUGCUAGCAACAUAAUUGCUUGGGAAUAGUGAAUUCUAAUAAGAAACUCCUGGUCGCCGUUUGUGAGUUCUCCUCAUUGGUGAUUACAGAUUUUUAAUACUGAAGGGGCACACUUUUAUUAAAAGUGUUUUUAUUUCCUACUACCUUGAUGUUUGGACUUUUCUACAGUAAACUUUCAAUGAUUUGAAACAAUGAAAUGUGCAUAUUGUGAGUUGUUUAAAUGUGAUGGGGGUCUUGAUUAACCUUGUAUUGCUUUUUGAGGGAAAUGGGUAGACUGACCUACUGUGAAGAGAGGUUGUUUCCAAGUGGAGGAUUACUUAAUAUUGUGAUACAAUGCUUCUAAAGCUAUUCCUUGUAUGCUGGGUUUCUGACCUGACAUUCCAGAUGGGGUUUUUUUUAUUGCAUUUUCAUACUUGUCCCUAGUAUUCUGCCUAAAAAGGCUAAAAUCUUUCUAUGGUUCAUGUGUUCUACUACUACUUGCAGUUAAGCGAGCUUUUCCUGGCUUUGGUCUGUGACGCCUAUCUGCUGGAAAGUAAACUUACCUCUGCAUAUAGCCAUCAGCAGAUAUCACUCUAUUCCACAAGGUUAAGACAAAGUAAGAACCAUAGAGCAAGUCACAUGUUCCUAAACUACCCCUGUAAUGGAGAACGUGUGUGCGUGCAUGUGUAAGGCUACAAAACUGCUUCCCUGAAUGUAUAUAGAAAUCCUCAUGUACUUUCUGGAUUCCAUGACACUCUUAAAUAGUAGCUGAGUUCAUUAAAAGUCAGUUCCAGUUCUCAAAUAUUAGUUGGGUUUUUAUCUGAACAGACUUUGACAAUUCUUCAAAGAAAUAUGUGCUAACAUGGAAAUAAGUGCUUUUGUUAUCACAGGGUGUGCUAAGGAAGUCAAAGGUCAGGCAACGUUCAGUGAUUGCAAGACUAAUGCCGUGUUCGGUAACACCUGAUUUUACUACAUCAACUAUUUAAAAAAAAAUUAAAUCUGACUUUGGGCAAGACUUUAAAUUAGCCUGGGGGUGACAUGUGAGCCAAUGGUCAAAAGCACUUGGAUUUUCUUCAGCCCAGGCUAAAACUUUAUAGUUCUUGCUGCUUUCUCUAACAUUUUGCUGCUCUUCAGAAUUUACAUGACGAACUAUCUUGUUCUCAUAGUUUUAGUUUUGCGGGAAGAAAAUCCAAGAAAAAGCUGUUCAUUACUUUUAAAAGGCUCUGGACUACAGAAAGUUAAAUACAUAUUUUCCCUUCCACCAAAUGUACUACCUCAGUUGACAGGAUUCCACCUUCUAGGGCUUCUUUCGACUCUUAAGUCUUUAACUUGUUUUUGGUAGCAUCUUGCUGUUUAUGUAAAUUAGUGCGGCAUGACGGGGCAGUAAGUAUUUACAGAUGUGUUGUUAGACAUCUCUAGGGCAUGUUUCUGUUUUUAUUUUAAUAGGAUGAAAAAUUAUAUGAAUGUACAGAUGUGUUUAAAAUUGAUAAUGUAGCUUAAUUUUCAAAUAUUCCAAAGUUGGUUUUAUCAGUAUUAUGUAGUUUUUUGUAAACUUAAAUACAUACUUUCUUGGUUAAGUGGGAGUGCACAGUCUUUCCAAAAUCCCACAUAAGUGCAGUUUACACAGUGCAAUUUAAAGAAUGUAUGCUUUUUUUUUUCCAGGCAAGACUAAACCCUCAUACACAGAGGCGAGGAAUAACUGCUAAACUGUAGUAUUUAAUCUAAGUUAAUUUUUUAACCCCAAAUGAUACCAAGAUCUAAACAUUUUAAUUUAACUAGGUACUCUCAGAACUAAUUCAUACAAUUUUCAUCUGCCCAAAAGAAAUGUAUAGACACUGGUUCUGUAAUUCACAUUUCUGAUGGCAUCUUUCAGAGUUAUAGACUGAUCUUCCUCGUUCCCUACUACAUGCCUUUUCACUAUUAAAGUCAAAAACCCUUUUCAGACACACCAAACUCUUGUAUAUAAAGUUUACACAAAACAAUAAUUUAUCCCUCAAAGACCCAAAUCAAAAUUGAGUCUGAACUGCUGAAUAUUCUCUAUACUGGGGGUGUUUUUGAGGUCAAGUGGGCUAAUUUGACAUACAUAGCAAGUUUUCCAUAGUAGAAAAAAAACGUGUGUUGUUAUUGCAUGUUUGGAGAGCAUAGGCUUUUUUAGGAAUGACUGAAUACCAAUGUCGAACUACAUGGAUUUUUUUUCUUAUAGUUGUUUAUGUGCGCUAUCAUUUUGGUCUAUUUCUUUGCGGCAUUUGGUGCAAUAAACUUUCUGUAAUGAAAAUAA
Molecule: messenger RNA, 7478 nt
Organism: Strigops habroptila (Kakapo)
Lineage: Eukaryota; Metazoa; Chordata; Aves; Psittaciformes; Psittacidae
Gene: FNIP2
Product: folliculin interacting protein 2
Exons: 18
Coding region: 316-3717 (1133 amino acids)
Cellular component (GO): cytoplasm
Molecular function (GO): protein-folding chaperone binding; ATPase inhibitor activity
Source: RefSeq, a predicted model, not a curated record